AUGGGGACUGACUGCCUUCAGUUUAAAUUUCCUAGAUUAUUUAGCCUUUCUUCUGACAAGGAUGGAUCUUUGAAAGACUUUAUUGCUAGGAAAAUUAGCUCAUCCAACUGGAAUCUCAGUUUUAGGAGACCCCUACUAGCUUGGGAGGAUGAUGCAACCCAUAAUCUGCAAGUUGUACUGGGUGAUGGCCCACCUUUAAGGCAUGGGAUGGAAAAUAGCAUGAGAUGGAAAGCUUCAUCUCAAGGAGCAUCACUGCUAUCGAGCAUCACCGCUAUCGAGCACCACUGUCGAUCUACUAUUGAAGCAUUACCCCCAGUCUCGUCAAUUUCACACACAAAUCCUCCUCCAAACCUAGGGAUCUCUGCUUCUGCCACCCAACCCCUUUCUUCAACCACUCCUUCUAAGUUGGCUGGUCAAAUUGCACGCAUUGCAACCAUUUUCCGAAUUGAUGAGGGAUUUGCAAAAGCAACCUGUAAUUUUACGACAUUGAUUGGUCAAGGGGCAUUUGGUCUAGUUUAUAAAGAUCAGAUGUUAACUAGUGAGACAAUUGUUGUUAAAAUGCUUGCAACUGAUUCCAAGCAAGAAGCAAAAGAAUUCCAAACAGAGCUAGCAGAAGCAGCAAAAGCACAAUUUUCACAUGAUUACAGUGAUCACCUUGCUCUUAUGAGGGCUGGAAAGAAGCUGAAAGAGACGUCGUUGGAUAUGAAUACUGCUGGACGAAUUUUGUUUCUGCUCAAUCAAUGAAAGCUAUUGAUGCUCUACGAAAGGAGUUCUACUCUUCACUUAAGGAAUAAGUUUUAAAUUUUAAUGCUAGAUGGAUGUGAAUUGGAUGAUUAUAUAGAUUACAAGUGGAUUUUUAAUUGAAGGAAUAUGUAGUUUGAAAUUACUUGUGGAUGAAAACUUAUAGUUGCUGACUUUAAUUAAACAAGUUCAGAAUUUGAUGAUUUAUAUAUUUUGUUAAAUGUUCAUGGUUCA
Messenger RNA from Camellia sinensis, 975 nucleotides. NCBI's taxonomy places the organism in Eukaryota, Viridiplantae, Streptophyta, Magnoliopsida, Ericales, Theaceae. The record is from RefSeq and is a predicted model, not a curated record.